Messenger RNA from Melospiza georgiana, 2929 nucleotides. RefSeq names its product plakophilin 3 (gene PKP3). The record is from RefSeq and is a predicted model, not a curated record. Gene Ontology annotation, biological process: cell-cell junction assembly; cell-cell adhesion. Gene Ontology annotation, molecular function: cadherin binding. NCBI's taxonomy places the organism in Eukaryota, Metazoa, Chordata, Aves, Passeriformes, Passerellidae. Gene Ontology annotation, cellular component: adherens junction; nucleus; cytoplasm. Bases 1 to 2460 code for a protein of 819 amino acids. The transcript has 14 exons.
AUGCAGGAGACUAACGCAGCCUUCCUGCUGUCGGCCCUGCAGCCCGAGGCCGGCGUCUGCUCGCUGGCCUUGCCCUCGGACCGGCAGCUGGACGAGCGUGGCCGGGAGGCGGCCGAGGCCCAGCGGCUGCGCAGCGCCCGUGUCCAGGAGCAGGUCCGCAUCCGCAUGAUGCUGCGGGGACAGGCGCCCGCCCGCCCCGAGGACCUCGCCGACGGCACCAGAGGAUUUUCCCGCGGUCAGUACAGCUCGACCCUGCGCUCCUCCUUCAGCUCCCGCUCCCAGAGCAAUGGGGUGGACGCCAAGGCCUCGCUGUACCAGCCGCUGGCCAAGAAGGAUUUCGGCACGCUGCGGGGCAGCGGCUGGUCCUCGCGCUCGGCCGUGGACCUGACCCCUCACAAGCGUAUGGCCACCAUCAGCAACGGGGGCCUGCCCAAGGGCCGCGCGUACGUGCCCGGCUACGCGGCCUCACAGGCCGCCACCUCGCCACGGCCCAGCUCCUUCCACGAGCGCAACUUCCGCUGCCGCCAGAACCUGGACACGCUGUCGCUGCGCUCCCUGCGCCUGGCCGACGGGCCCGUCCCGCUCGCCGACGACCGCUACAGCGUCCUGUCGGAGCAGCUGGAUGCUCCCGGGCACCGGCAGCUCUACAAGAGCCAGGCCGGCGGCGGCUUCGGCCGCUCCUUCGCCUUCGAGCGGCAACUGAGCGGCGGCACGGCCGGCAAGGCCGCCUGCGACUGGCUGGACGGCGCCGAGGGCCCGCCGAGCCGCACCAUCCGCGCGCCCGCCAUGCGCACGCUGCAGCGCUUCCAGAGCAACAACCGCUCCCGGCUGAGCGCCGGCUCCUUCGGCACCAUGCCCACGGGAGGCGGUGGCGCCUUCCUGGGGCUGGGGGAGCACAGCUCCCGCGCCCCCUCCGUGCGCAGCCUGGCCGAGUCCGGCCACCACCUCGGGGAGCCGCGCGCCAUGGAGAUGUACAACGGGCACAGCACGCUGCUCGGGCACCACGCCGGAGGGUUUGACGAUAUCGACCUGCCCUCAGCAGUGAAGUACCUAAUCGCCAGUGACCCCAACCUGCAGGUGCUGGGCGCUGCCUACCUGCAGCACAAGUGCUACAGCGACAGCAGCGCCAAGAAGCAGGCCCGCAGCCUGCAGGCCAUGCCCAAGCUGGUGAAGCUGUUCAACAGCCCGAACCAGGAGGUGCAGCGCCACGCCACCGGCGCCAUGCGCAACCUCAUCUACGACAACGCCGAGAACAAGCUGGCGCUGGUGGAGGAGAACGGCAUCUACGAGCUGAUGCGCACCCUGCGGGAGCCCGAUGACGAGCUCCGCAAGAACGUCACAGGGAUCCUGUGGAAUCUGUCCUCCAGUGACAACCUGAAGGAUCGCCUGGCCCGGGAUACACUGGAGCAGCUCACAGACCUGGUCCUGGUCCCUCUCUCUGGGCUGGGGGCCUCGGGUGUCAUCCAGCAGAACCCCUCAGAGGCAGAGAUUUUUUAUAACUCCACAGGCUUCCUCAGGAACCUGAGCUCUGCCAGCCAGCAGACCCGGCAGAAGAUGCGCGAGUGUCACGGGCUGGUGGACUCCAUGAUCCACUAUGUGAACAGCUCCCUGGAGGUGGGGAAGUCGGAGGACAAGAGCGUGGAGAAUGCUGUCUGUGUCCUGCGCAACCUCUCCUACCGCUUGUAUGACGAGAUGCCCCCGUCCUCGCUGCAGCGCCUCGAGGGCCACCGCAGGAAUGCCGGCGGCACAGUGACAGGGGAGCUGGUGGGCUGCUUCAGCCCCCAGAGCAAGAAAGCCCGGGAGCACUACCUGAACGCGGACAUCGUCACCUUCACGGAGGUCUCCAAGGACCCCAAGGGCAUGGAGUGGCUCUGGAACCCGCAGAUCGUGGGCAUCUACAACCGGCUGCUGCAGCGCUGCGAGCUCAACAAGCACACGACAGAGGCGGCCUCGGGUGCCCUGCAGAACAUCACGGCUGGGGACCGCAGGUGGGCGGGGGUGCUGAGCCGGCUGGCGCUGGAGCAGGAGCGCAUCCUGAAUCCCGUGCUGGACCGCGUCCGCACCGCCGACCACCACCAGCUGCGCUCCCUCACCGGCCUCAUCCGCAACCUGUCCCGCCACGCCCGCAACAAGGACGAGAUGUCCACCAAGGUGGUCAGCCACCUGAUCGAGAAGCUGCCGGGGAGUGUCGGGGACAAGGCCCCGCCCGCCGAUGUCAUCGUGAACAUCAUCGCCGUGCUCAACAACCUGGUGGUGGAGAGCCCCAUGGCCGCCCGUGACAUCGUCUACUUCGACGGCCUCAGGAAGCUCUUCUUCAUCAAGAAGCGACGGGACAGCUCGGACAACGAGAAGUCCUCCCGGGCCGCCGCCAGCCUCCUGGGAAACAUGUGGCAGUACACCAAGCUCCACCGGGACUUCAAGAUGAAGGGCUACCGGAAGGAGGACUUCCUCAGCCUGUGAGGACACCCUGGGAGCUGGAAUGCCUCGCUGGGAUGCUCCGUGCUGCAAGCCAUGCCGUGGGGAGGCUGCUCGCCACCAGACCCCCACUCAGUAGCCUAAUCCCUAUGUCCCACAUGCCUCCCCCCUCUGCCAGGUCCCCUUCCCUGGCUGGGGGACACUUGUCCUCCCUCCUGCCCAGCCUUAAACCCAGCAGCUGCUUUUGGCUCUGCUGUGGGGCCCCAGUUAGGAGGGGGCUCCAUGGCACCCCUUGGGGGCCCUCCGCAUGCUCAGGCAGCUGUCUGCAAAACUUGGCUUGUCCUGGCUUGACAGGGGGGCAGGAGCUGUAGGGAGCUGGGAAGGUUCCUGUAGAGCGAUUCUGGGGCAAGGGGGCUUCUGGGGGAGCUUCAUCCCAGCUCCCUGAGCUGCAGGGCCGGGGCUGUCCGUGCCCUGUGCCAGAGCGGGAUGUGCUGCAGGUUACACUUUUGUUCUG